Molecule: messenger RNA, 468 nt
Organism: Protobothrops mucrosquamatus (brown spotted pit viper)
Lineage: Eukaryota; Metazoa; Chordata; Lepidosauria; Squamata; Viperidae
Product: probable phospholipid-transporting ATPase IH
Exons: 5
Biological process (GO): phospholipid translocation
Cellular component (GO): endoplasmic reticulum; plasma membrane; recycling endosome
Molecular function (GO): nucleotide binding; ATPase-coupled intramembrane lipid carrier activity
Source: RefSeq, a predicted model, not a curated record
CCCUGACGAAGUUGCUUUAGUUGAAGGGAUUCAGAGACUUGGUUAUACAUAUUUACGAUUGAAAGACAAUUUUAUGGAAAUUCUAAAUCGAGAAAAUGACAUUGAAAGAUUUGAACUAUUAGAAGUUCUUAGUUUUGAUUCAGUAAGAAGACGGAUGAGUGUGAUUGUAAAAUCAGCAAAAGGGGAAAUCUUUCUGUUUUGCAAAGGAGCAGAUUCUUCUAUAUUUCCUAGAGUUACAGAAGGAAAAAUAGAACAGAUCAAGUCAAGAGUUGAGCGAAAUGCUGUGGAGGGUUUGCGAACAUUAUGCAUUGCAUAUAAAAAAUUCACACACGAAGAGUAUGAGAUUGUGGAAAAACAGCUUCAAGAGGCAAAAAUAGCCCUUCAGGAUCGCGAAAAAAAAUUGGCAGAGGCAUAUGAACAGAUAGAACAUGGGCUUAUCUUGCUUGGGGCUACAGCGGUUGAAGACCG